Messenger RNA from Boleophthalmus pectinirostris (great blue-spotted mudskipper), 3248 nucleotides. RefSeq lists its product as uncharacterized. NCBI's taxonomy places the organism in Eukaryota, Metazoa, Chordata, Actinopteri, Gobiiformes, Gobiidae. Bases 228 to 3092 code for a protein of 954 amino acids. The record is from RefSeq and is a predicted model, not a curated record. The transcript is spliced from 9 exons.
GUCAUCGCAGUCAUACGUGCUUUGAAGCUUUGGCUACAUUUUUAUGGAUAUUUUUAUGUUUUGUUGGCAAUUAAACAACGGUCGAGCGCUAUGUUUUAAGCUCUGACAAACGUGAUUCAGGCGACAAAGUCUGUGUGGAAUGGCAGAAAUCUCAGGAAGAUUCUAAUUGGAAGACGUGCCUGAAUAAACUAAAAAAUAUAUUUUAGGUGGGACACUAUUACUACAGCAUGGCCAAUCAGAACAUAGAGACAUCAUCUUUUGGCAAUCAGAAACAGGAGAAUGAAGAAUGUUGUGAGAAUGUUCCCCCUGUAUCAUUUUUGAGUGAAACCGGCCCUGCAACUCCAACAGCAACUCUUAAUGACAAGGGGAAACCACGUUUGUCUGGUCUGCAGUCUGCUCUGACUCCGAUUUUGAAAUAUCUCAAUAUUGGAAAUAAAAGUCCCUCUCCACUUCCAAAUUUAUCUUUUAAUAAUGGCCCGGCUAAGCCAAGUAUUGCUUCAAUAUUAUCUUUUGCUGACAAAAAAAACUAUGCCUCCUCUGUGCUAAAUGAAAACCUCCCAGACAUCACCCUGCUUGACGUAACAUGUGACUCAACCAUGAAUGUUACAAGAAAUACUCAGUGCAACAGUGCACCUAGUUCUCCAGUUAGUGUUAAAGAGUUUAAGAAACCCCUGCAAGUUUUGGAUGUAAACCUCAGCUCAAAGCUAUGUCCUACUCUGACCCCUAUUCACUGGCUUCAUGAUGAAAUCCUCCCUGAAAUGACACUCUUGGAUGAUACCUGUGAUUCCCCUAUGCCCCUGACAAGACAGGGCUUUGCACAUUCAGACAGUGUACCUGGUACUCCAAUCUGUGAAACAGAGACACCUAAAACGCCUACUGAAAAUGAUGUAGAAAUAACUUCAAAAGGGAGCCUCAUUCUAACCUCCAAGCCUUAUUCAAGUUAUGUUAUGUCAGAAAAGGAAACCCAAAUCUUGGAGACCUCUGAUGAUUGGUCACCAAAAAAGAGACCUUUGGAAACAUGUGAAAUUAUGUUAUCAAAAACUGCAAAACUAGAAGUAAGCCAAUGUUCUCUAGAAAAAAUUUCAUCAACUUUCACUGGAAAUUUUACCCAUUCAAUAAGUUCAGGAAGUGGAGUAUCUGAUAGCAUUGUGGAAGAUGUUAAAAAGGUCCAGCUUCAAGUCACCCAGGAUAUUUCUAUGAACAGUACUUUAGAAAGCAGUAAAUCAUCAUCAGAAAAUAGUACACAAAAGCUGGAAAAGAGUCAACGAGCUGUUGAAGCUCCAGUAAACAUUACAUGUGAUUUAAUUACAUCUAAUACAGGUUGUAACUCUAUAAAUGUCACUUCUGAACCUCGAAUUGAACCUGUCAAUACCUCACCUGGAGAGGAGCCAAGCCAUAUUUCUGACGACGAGGGAAAAAAUCUAAACAAAACUGAAUACAUAAACAACACAUUUACUACUGUUCGGGGCCCAACUGCAACGCAAGACCUACAGAACAGGACACUGGAUCUUCCAACGACGACAAAUAUUUGCAGUUCACCCACAGCAGAAAACAACAACACUAAUAUGAGCACCAAACAGGUGACCCCAGAAUCUAACCUUGUUUUAAAUGACCACUGCUCAGGUCCGAAAUUUAGCCAAAAUUGUGCUAUGCAAAAUCAGACAUUUGAAAAGGACUCUCUUCACAUAUCUGGUGGAAGUACAAUUUCAGAACAAGCAGGUACCUCAAUUGCAAGUCUUCAGAGCACAUUUGCAAACAAACCAAAUGGGACAAUAACUUAUACAGAAACAACAGCAAUGGGUGACAAGCAGCAUGUCACACCAGAAAAGUCCUCUCCUUAUCGAAUGAAAAGUAUGAGCACUACUGACCCCAAUCCUCCAAAGAUAUUGUGUGAAAAUAUACAAGCAACCACAGAUUCUAAUAUUAAACCAACUGAGCCUCAACAGAGCAUUUUUAAUGUGAACACACCAAUAGAAGAUGACUCUGGCUCUCCGGGGUGCAGUGCUGGCAGUGUGAAAGCUAAGGAACAGCCUCUUUGUGAUUCAAUCAUUCAUCAUGACACAUUUACUGAGAGCCACAAAGCUAACACUUUCAGCUUGGAUAACACAUUUGAUUUUAAAACUGACCCACUGGUUACGUCAACACCAAUGCCCAACAGUAAGGCAUUCAUUUUUACUGUAGAAAGAGAAGAGGGCAAAACUGCAGUGGCACAGAAGAAGCUGUAUGGAGAAGAACCCAAUAAGCCAGUUGUUCAAGUUAAAUCAGACGUACCUCCAAAUAUUGUGUGUGACCGGAAGACUUUUUUGCCCCAGCCUACCACAAAACAAAAUAUGCUUCCCAUGAAACCGCCAUCACUGCUGUCAAAGUUCAAGCCGGGAUCCCUUCUUCCAAAACGUCAUGAUUUACCAACUUAUGGCCAGCCAAUGAAAACAAACACUGCUCAAAUCCUUCACCAGACCACAGAAAUUACAUGCUCCUAUAAUUUGAGAUCCACAAGAGCUGCUACUUCAGCACUAAAGCAGCCUAUGUCUGGUCUACAAAAACCAUCAGCAAGCAGCAUACCUUCAGGCAUUCACAGAGCAGGACAUGGCCUCAAACCACCUCAGGCAAAAAGCAUGUCUUCAGUCCCUUCAGGCUCUGAUAAACCUGUUGGAGGCACUAACCCUGUGGCCAAGACCACUAUACCAGCCAGGAAACAUCCUUUACCCAAAACUGAUGCGUUACCAGCAGCAAAGAAGAAAAAGAUGGAUACUCUUUUGCCAUCCAGUAAUGUUGAUGCAUCUGCAGCUUCUUUAGACACAGCCAAAGCCAAAAGCCUCAAGCCUCCUUCACACACCCAGAGAACCUUACCUGUCAAACCCCCAAAACAUGAUUUUGCAGUUCCUCCAUCUGAUGCUACAGAACUAACCAGCAGGUUUAGAACUUUGAGACCACCAACCACCAGUCUCAAGGCCCACAUUGCAAAACCCCUGUGCCAUAGUUGUGCCACCUGCAGUUUACUUCAGGAACAACUCAAAUUGAAAGAUGAAGAAAUUAAGCAAUUAAAAGAAGAACUUCUGAAAUGGAGCAAAAAAGAAGAUCCAGCAACCUAAAGAUUUACAGUGUGAAUAGAAUCUAUUGACUUUUAUUAAUAUAAUGAGACAACAAUUUUAACAAAUUAUAUGUAUAACAAAGCAUUGUUACUUGUAAUAUGUAUAUUAUUGGUUAAUAAAAAUCUUUUCAUUAUUGCUAUACCAGUAUUACCUCAA